Molecule: messenger RNA, 1449 nt
Organism: Anopheles coustani
Lineage: Eukaryota; Metazoa; Arthropoda; Insecta; Diptera; Culicidae
Product: 3-oxoacyl-[acyl-carrier-protein] synthase, mitochondrial
Exons: 1
Coding region: 85-1449 (454 amino acids)
Biological process (GO): fatty acid biosynthetic process
Molecular function (GO): 3-oxoacyl-[acyl-carrier-protein] synthase activity
Source: RefSeq, a predicted model, not a curated record
UUUUCCUACUAGGUAUAUCUUUCAUUUUCGUGGACAAGUCUCAGCGAUCAUUUACACAUCUUUGGUUCAAAUAUUUACAGGACAAUGGUUCUUAUCACGUACUGCUUGUUACGUGCAAGAAAAAAUGUUUCAUUUGUACUGAGAAAUCUACAUCAAACACUUCCCAAUCAUGGGCGUCCUGAAAAGCGUCGGGUCGUGAUCACAGGGUUGGGGGUUGUUUCACCAGUCGGCUGCAACGUUGAUACGGCAUGGCGAACAAUUCUCGAUGGCCAAUCCAAGAUAGGCCGAUUGGAAGGCGAGUCAUACGAUAAACUGCCCUGUCGGGUAGCUGCCACAAUUGACAAAAAAGAUAUCGACUUGGAAAAUUGUUUUACUAAAACCGAGCUCAAAACGAUGGCCCGUGCGACUGCAUUUGCGUUAAUUGCGGCCAAGGAGGCAUUAACGACGGCCGGAUGGACUCCGUCGAUCGAGGAUGAAAACGCCUGUCAACGCACGGGUGUGGCAAUUGGCAUGGGAAUGGUCGAUCUGAUGGACAUUUGUGAAACGAAUGAAGCACUCAAAAAAGGGUACAAUCGAGUGAGCCCAUUCUUUGUUCCUAGAAUCUUGCCCAACAUGCCAGCCGGACAGUUGAGCAUACGGUACGGAUUUCGGGGGCCAAAUCAUGCCGUUUCGACGGCCUGUGCUACGGGUGCUCAUUCGAUUGGCGAUGCGUUUCGUUUCAUCCAACACGGCGAUGCAGACGUUAUGGUUUGUGGUGGGGCUGAAGCGUGCAUUAGUCCGCUUGGUAUCGCCGGUUUCUGCCGUCUGCGAGCUCUUAGUACGGCUUUUAACGACGAACCUGCGCUAUCUUCCCGACCGUUCGACAAGCAGCGGGAUGGGUUUGUGAUGGGCGAAGGAUCUGCUAUAUUUGUACUGGAGGAACUGCAGCAUGCCAAAGGGCGCAACGCCCCAAUCAUAGGAGAGGUGCUCGGUUACGGACUGUCCGGAGAUGCUUCUCACUUGACGGCGCCACGAGAGGAUGGAACGGGAGCCAUUUUGGCCAUGAAACGAGCGUUGGCCGAUGCAAAUCUCUCACCGGCCGAUGUCGGAUAUGUGAAUGCCCAUGCCACAUCUACGCCUAUCGGAGACGCAAUCGAAGCUCGCUCGAUAAGGACGCUCUUCGGUGAACAUGCACAGACGAUGGCCGUCUCAUCAACCAAAGGUGCCCAUGGACAUCUUCUUGGGGCUGCGGGGAACCUGGAGGCAAUGUUCACGCUUUUGGCCUGUAAAAAUGGAACACUUCCACCAACGGUCAACCUGGAGCACGUUACGGACGACAUGAAGGGGCUGCAUUAUAUCGCGAACCGUUCCGAGCAGUGGGAAUCUAAUCGGCGAAGAAUUGCGCUUAAGAAUUCUUUCGGAUUCGGCGGUACAAACGCGUGCCUUUGCAUUGGUGAAUAUAGCGAAUAA